Molecule: messenger RNA, 1285 nt
Organism: Dendrobium catenatum
Lineage: Eukaryota; Viridiplantae; Streptophyta; Magnoliopsida; Asparagales; Orchidaceae
Product: 5'-adenylylsulfate reductase-like 3
Exons: 4
Coding region: 223-1032 (269 amino acids)
Source: RefSeq, a predicted model, not a curated record
AAAAAGGAGAGCAAAAAACAUUUUGAAGCAGAGAAAGAGAAAGAUGAGCUUUUCGCUUCCGUCUUCCCUGAACUUCUCGCCGCGAUGAAUGGCGAGAUCCGCAGAAGCAGAGGGUUCCGAGACUGCGCGCAACGCUUAUUCGCCUAUCCUCCUCUCUGUCGUGGUUUUCGAUCUCAGUUUCUCGUCUGAUUUCUUGCGCUCAAAAAUCAGAUCUUGUGGGUUAUGGAACAGAGGAUUUGUCGAGCGGCGCUUGCUCUGGCGCUGGUAGUCUGCAUGUUAUUGAUUUCCACUGCCGCUGCAACAGAAGAAUCUCGCCGUCCUUCUGCCGGCGAUUUGAUCCUUGGCUCGUCGGACCUGUGCUUCCCUAUGGAUUCUCCGGUGGCAGGAACGGUAUUUCAGGGUGUAUUGGAGGGAGAUGAGAUUUCAUUGCAGAGAGCUGUAAGUAUAGUACACAGAAAUAGAGAACAGUACGUGGCUGUGCUCUUCUAUGCUUCUUGGUGCCCUUUCUCGAAGUUAUGCCUACCAAACUUCAAUAAUAUGCCUUCCCUGUUUCCAACCAUUCCACAUUUUGCUUUUGAAGAAUCAGUUAUCAAGCCUAGUGUUCUUUCAAGAUAUGGUGUUCAUGGCUUUCCCACACUCUUUCUCUUGAAUUCUUCUAUAAGAGUUCGAUAUCAAGGACCACGAAGCAUUAGCUACCUCACUGCUUUCUACUCAGAUGUUACUGGUGUUAAGCCUGCACCAGUGGAUCCAACUAUACUCAACAAAUCAGUAAGCUUUGCAAACUUGGCUGAAGACAUUGGAGGGACUAAGCAGGAAAAUUGUCCAUUUUCUUGGGCAAGGUCACCUGAGAAUUUGCUCCAGCAAGAUACAUACCUGGCAUUGGCGAGCUCUUUUGUGCUCCUGAGGCUACUUUACUUCUUCCUUCCAAAGCUGAGUGCCCAUGCAAAGAGAGCAUGGGGGUGGCGCAUUCAGCUUCCAAGCUUGAUAAGCUUGUGCGACUUUUCACAGGCUUUUCUCCAGCAGGCGUUGUAAGGGUUCAAUAGGCUAAAUCCUGGCAAGAAAACAAAGUUACAUGAAGGAGCAAUGAAUGCAAAGCCAUGGGCAUCAAAAUCUGUAGCGUUCAGUAUCAAUUGGUGAUGUAAACUCUGGAAAAACUCUAUCCCUUCAGUAACAGAAGAUCAAAGAAUUUUUAGUGACCAGAAUGCAUGGAUAUUAGUUUAUUAUUCUAUGGAACAUGAAGAGAGAAUUUAUCUUUGUUUUGAAAUACACGUAUGGGUUUUCAUAA